AUGGCCCCCAACACAGGCCCCACCAACCCGGCCCUGAUCUUGCUCUGCACCCUGGGGACCCUGCUGUUGGCCUGCUCGGCACCCACAGGGCAGCUCCCCAGUCCGGACCAGCUGAAACUGCUCUCCUAUUUACUGGAGUCAGCCGAGAGUCUCUAUGAAGAUUACAAAAAGAAGGAGAACAUGCAGCCUCCUGAAAUCUCCUCCUGUCCCACCGAUCAUCCCCUGCCAUCAACCCACCUGGACCCCGGCUUCUUCCUACCCUUAAUCCGGGCCAUCAAGCCCAUCGUGAACCGGACCUUGAAAAACAGACCUGAAGUGGACGAAAUCAUUGAAAUACUCCAGCGGCUCCAGGUUGAGGACACCACGGAGAGGCCUGUGAUGGUGACGACACCUGCGUGCCUCUGCCCCAUGCCCAGCCUUUUGCUUCCCCGAUCAAUCAGGUCAGACUCUGGACUGGAGCUGUGA
Molecule: messenger RNA, 465 nt
Organism: Suncus etruscus (white-toothed pygmy shrew)
Lineage: Eukaryota; Metazoa; Chordata; Mammalia; Eulipotyphla; Soricidae
Product: interleukin-31-like
Exons: 4
Coding region: 1-465 (154 amino acids)
Molecular function (GO): cytokine receptor binding; cytokine activity
Source: RefSeq, a predicted model, not a curated record